This is a messenger RNA of Pieris napi, 2979 nucleotides long. RefSeq names its product tyrosine kinase receptor Cad96Ca (gene Cad96Ca). The transcript is spliced from 11 exons. Gene Ontology annotation, molecular function: transmembrane receptor protein tyrosine kinase activity; calcium ion binding; ATP binding. Gene Ontology annotation, cellular component: signaling receptor complex; membrane. The record is from RefSeq and is a predicted model, not a curated record. The coding region runs from base 340 to 2184 and encodes 614 amino acids. NCBI's taxonomy places the organism in Eukaryota, Metazoa, Arthropoda, Insecta, Lepidoptera, Pieridae. Gene Ontology annotation, biological process: positive regulation of kinase activity; protein phosphorylation; multicellular organism development.
UCGCGCAGCCAGUGUGACGCUGACGCUCGAUUAACGAGCGCGGUUUUAACGAUUUCUUUAAAAAAUCGAAACAGAACCGUGUAUAGUGAAAGUGUAUGAUUUUAAAAUUCGUUUCUAUAUCCUUAAGUGCAAGUGAUUUAGUGAAUAUCGGGGCUAUGUUAUGUGAUUUCCGGCUUUAAACAUUGGAUAUAAAGACGGUAAUUGCUUGCAGAUAUCGGAUAAACAGUAGUAAGAUAAUUGUGAAGUGAGACAAAACAUUUAUGUGUGUGUGAUGUGGUUAUCGUGUGCGAAACCAAUGAAGCGGCGAAGAGUGCGUCUACCUCACCAGUAACUAGUACAAUGUUGGCCGCUUGGAUCCUUGCGGGAUGUCUGUGUCUGGCCUCGUCAGAUCUGCAACUCCCCCCGGGAUUCAAUUUACCUGCGAUCACGCAAGUCGCCCGCAAUUGGUAUGUGAUGUCCUCUGACCCAAUCGGGUCAAUAGUGACCCGGGUCACGAGGGAACGGACUGGGAAGCAGAACGUGACCUUCGGCUUGGAGACUGGUGGACCUCCAACACCUUUUGCGAUCGACCCUCACACAGGCGUUGUUUUUGUUAAUGAUACGCUUGCAGAUAAGGAAAGUAAAUCAUACUCUCUCUGGGUAACGGCUGAUGAUGGCGUGUCACUCCCGCAAAGAACAGAAGUAUUUGCAACCGUCACAGAUGCGUCUGGAGCCCGACCAAAAGUACCAAGUCCACCAGCCUUCGCCAUUUCAAAUUAUAAUACUGCUAUGACGCUACAACCAAAUUUUCCUUUACCACCUCAAAGAACCACCAAAGCAACAGAAGGAACAGAAAAAGUACCUGAAACAACAGUCAUUACAACUUUAAGUCCACCUAAACCACCGGCAGAUGUUCCGCGAGAAGAAAAAAAUAAAGUUGGCAUUAAAGAAACAAAAAAUAAUACAAAUGAGGAAACACGACCGAGUAAUGAAGUACCCUUAACUGUUAUACCGUUAGUUGCGAUUGGUGCUUUAAUAGCGAUCGUAGCUGGUGUCAUAAUAUUUGUUUGGAAAAAGAGGCAUGUAAAAGGAAAGAAAAGUACGAAGGAUGAUAUGAGCAAAGACUCAAGUGGGAUUGUUCUGCAAGAUUCGUCUGGCAACUUGUGGGAUCGCCCACGUGCUUAUUCCAAUCAGUACAAAUCUUGGGACAGCGGUCAUUUGCAGAUUUCAGAAGAGACUACAAUAAGCAAAGAAGAUCCUACAGAUGAAUGGGAGUUUCCUCGUCACCAUCUCAAGAUCUUUAAUAUUGUCGGCGAAGGGGCUUUCGGUCAAGUAUGGCGAGCACAGGCUGUUGAUAUUGAUGGAAAGAAAGGCGAACAAACAGUAGCUGUAAAAACAUUGAAGGGCAACGCUUCGGAGAAAGAAAAAACGGACUUGUUACAGGAGUUAGCUGUGAUGAAGUCAUUGGGGACGCAUCCAAACGUCGUGAGACUCAUUGGAUGUUGCACAGAAAAGGAACCUACGCUAGUGAUAAUGGAAUUCGUGAGCUUGGGUAAGCUACAGCAGUUCUUAAGGGACUCGAGAGCUGAACGUCACUAUGGAAAUACUCAUGGAGGGAGCCGUUUCCUCACAUCACGUGAUCUAACACAUUUCGCCUUCCAAGUGGCGCGCGGAAUGGACUUUCUUAGUUCUAAGGGAAUAAUACACAGAGAUUUAGCCGCUCGCAACGUGCUGAUAACAGAUGAGCGUACAUGUAAAGUUGCUGACUUUGGAUUUGCACGAGACGUCGCAGGGACGCAUGUAUAUGAAAGAAAAAGCGAUGGCCGUUUACCAAUCAGAUGGAUGGCCCCAGAGUCAUUGUAUGAUGACAUAUUUAGUGUGAAAUCGGAUAUUUGGAGCUUUGGGGUUUUGCUGUGGGAGAUCGUGACCCUGGGUUCAACUCCUUACCCUGGCCUAUCAGCUGGUGACGUCAUGAGAAAGGUGCGCGACGGUCAUCGUCUGGACAAACCGGAACAUUGCCGUCGAGAGCUUUUCAACAUUAUGUACUAUUGUUGGGAGGCGGAACCGAGCUCGAGGCCGGAAUUCAAAGAAAUCGUCGCUAUGUUAGAGCGAUUGUUGUGCACUGAAAUGGACUAUAUUGAAUUAGAACGAUUCCCUGACCAUUCAUACUACAAUGUACAACAUUUGGAUGGCGAAAAACUCUAAUUAUAUUUACUAACACGUAUUGUUAUAAAAAUGUACAAGUACUUGCAAAGAUUUUAACAAAAUAUCGUUCUCGAAAAUAAGUAGUGUGUACCUAAGUAGCCAACUGUUUGUUUAUAAUUUGACCAAACCUAUUAUUCUAGUACACAUUAAUCGGAGAAUUUUAAGUAAGAAUAUUAAACGAACUUCGUUGGAAAUAUAUUUCUCGUAUUACACAACUAUUAUUUUCGUUCUCGGAACUUUUCCUGUUUUUAAACAAAGGAAUAGGCAGUGCUUCUCAGAAUUCCUAUCUUUCUCCGUGUAAACAAAACAAUUAUCUAUUUAUCUUCGCAGUUAAAUUUUUUCAUAUUUCUGCGACGGUACCACUGUUUGACAUAUAGUGGUCAUAUACGCCUAUAUUAUAAAACGCUGGAUACCACGUCUUUGUUACCAUGGUUACGUAUUUUCUAUAAAAAAUAUGUCUAUGGCAUCAAACAAAACCUCAAUCAAAAUCGAAUCCGCGUUUUAUUAUAAGUCUGAUUGUGUUGCGUAUUGUACAGUGAGAUUAAUUUGUUCAAUAGGACCAAAAUUUUGAUUGUAAGAAUGAGUUAGUUAUAAAUAUAUUUAAUUUGCUUUUAAUGUGCAAUCUAAUAAGGUUAAUAUUGUUAAGACAAAACUACUUCCGAUGAUCGCUCUCAUAUUAGCGUAUAGAACAUUAAGAUUAAAAUCAGGUUCUCUAUUGGGAGUUGCAGGGGGUCCGCGCAGUAAUUUUCAUUAUGUAAUGAUACUACGCAACUAAAAUCCAGUAUAAAAACUAUA